This is a messenger RNA of Nilaparvata lugens (brown planthopper), 2893 nucleotides long. RefSeq names its product osmotic avoidance abnormal protein 3 (gene Kif3C). Gene Ontology annotation, biological process: microtubule-based movement. The transcript has 17 exons. The coding region runs from base 326 to 2794 and encodes 822 amino acids. The record is from RefSeq and is a predicted model, not a curated record. NCBI's taxonomy places the organism in Eukaryota, Metazoa, Arthropoda, Insecta, Hemiptera, Delphacidae. Gene Ontology annotation, molecular function: microtubule binding; ATP binding; microtubule motor activity.
AUUCGUCAAGCGGGGUUGAUAAGGAUAGUUCGGUUCGGAGGGACUGGGACAGUAUCAGUGUUGUAACAACUGCAGUUGUUUGUGUCCGCCUUUCAGGUGAUUCAACUUUGUGCCUUGUGACACUCACCUUGUGAUACAACUUAGUAACAAUUAGUUUUAGUUCGGUUGUCAUUUGAAUGAUAAAACUAAUGAGUACUGUUUACAAAAAAACUUUCCAAUGCUUAUAUGACUUUUCGAACUUUUCAUUUUAAAAAAUGAACUUGAAAAUAACAAUGGAAGCACACGAAGCCGGUUGAGAUAUCAAGCGGAAAAAACUUAGGAAGUAAUGGCAGAGUGUGUCCAAGUAAUAGUGAGAUGUCGACCUAUGAACAGCCGUGAGCUCAGUUUAAAUUGCAAGAAUGUGGUUCUCAUGGACUCGGAGCGGUGCACGUGCUCACUCGUCAACCCGAAUGAUUGCUCUGCGCCGCCAAAGGUGUUCACUUUCGAUGGCGUCUACUACAUCGACUCCACCACCGAGCAAAUCUACAACGAGAUCGCUUAUCCCUUGAUCGAGGGUGUGCUGGAGGGAUACAACAGCACAGUAUUCGCGUACGGACAGACAGGGUGCGGCAAGAGCUUUUCGAUGCAAGGCGUGAAGGAUCCAGCGGCUCAGAGAGGGAUCAUCCCGCGCGCAUUCGAACACAUCUUCGAGGCCAUCUCGCUUGUCGACAACGUCAAGUAUCUGGUGCUCGCCUCCUAUCUCGAGAUCUACAACGAGGAGAUCAGAGACCUGCUCGGCAACGACAACAAACGCAAACUCGACCUCAAGGAGAGUGCUGACAGAGGUGUUUAUGUCAGCGACCUAUCGCACCACGCUGUGAGCGGAGUGGCAGAGUGCCAGGAGCUGAUGGAGAAGGGAUGGCGCAAUCGGUCGGUGGGAGCCACCCUCAUGAACGCUGACUCAUCCAGGAGUCACUCCAUAUUCUCCAUCUCGAUUGAGAUGAUGCCGUUCAGCGAACACCUGGAUGCCAGCUGCUCGAUUCGACGCGGAAAACUCAGUUUGGUUGAUCUGGCUGGCAGCGAGAGACAAGCUAAAACCGGAGCGACUGGUGAAAGACUAAAAGAGGCGACUAAAAUCAAUCUGUCACUUUCAGCCUUGGGAAAUGUGAUAUCAGCUCUAGUCGACGGAAAAGCGAAGCACAUCCCCUACCGAGAUUCCAAGCUCACACGAUUGUUGCAGGACUCAUUAGGAGGAAACACGAAGACGUUGAUGGUCGCUUGCCUGUCGCCUGCUGAUAACAACUACGACGAGACCUUGUCAACACUGAGGUAUGCCAACAGGGCAAAGAACAUUCAGAACCAGCCGCACAUCAACGAGGAUCCCAAGGACACAAUGCUCAGAGAAUAUCAGGACGAAAUAAGGAAGCUGAGAGACAUGCUCGAAAACUCAUCCGAUAUGUCACAGUCUGUUCCGUUGGCAGAUGACAGCAUAUUGCAACUGGAGAGGGAGAAGUUGAGAUUGGAGUAUGAGCAGGAGAUGCAGGCUCUGAGAGAGCAAUACCAUGAGAUGCACAGCACCAAGUGCCAGGUGCAGGCCGAUCUUCAGGCACUCAAACAGCAAUACGAGGGUGAAAUAUCACGAAUCAAUACCCAGGUUGAAACAAAACAAAUUCCAACGCCAAGAAAGCCUGUUUCAAAUGAUCCUUUAGACAUUGAAAAUCCCAUAAUCAGUCCAGCUCAACAACAGAUAUUGAAAAGGCUGCAGAAGCUACAAGCCAGUAUGGUGGGAGGAGAGAGAGUGGGAGAUAGUGAGCUGCGAGAGAGGCGUCUGAGAAAGAAGAGAGCGGCCGAACGACGACUGAAAAAAUUGGCGCAAAUUUUGGCCAAAGUGGACGGCGAAGAUAAGGGCGAAUUGGUGCUUGGUGUCUACGACGACAUACAGGAAGAACUGAAAGCUACACUUAGAAAACACAAAACCAAGGUGAAAGGACUUGAGAGAGAAAUAUCAGACUUACAUAGUGAAUUUGAAUCCGAACGAACAGAUUAUCUAGAAACAAUACGACGCCAACAGCAGCAAAUCAAACUUUAUCAGCAAAUACUCGAUAAGAUAAUACCGACGUUGAAAAAAGAAUGUAAUUAUAGGGAUCUAGACAAAAUCAAAUCAGAAGCAGAAUGGAGUGAAGAUGAGCAGUCCUGGAUACUUCCCGAAAUUUCUAUGCAUACAAAAUUACCUCCAGCGGGGCCGUACGUGGCAGUGGCGACCAGUGAUGGCUCGGGCUCGACCGGACGAUGGAACAAGUCAAGUGGCAGCAGUGACGUUUCCAACGGUCGUCAGUCGAGUACUCCUACAGAUAACGACAAUGAAGCAAACGCCUACAUAUUCCAGAAGCUACAAAAAAGCGAAGAAGAAGAUUUCGCUGGAAAUUAUUUCAAACCGAAACGUGCCACUGAACUAUUAAUACGCGCUCAAGAAGAUGCAUCAAAAGCAUUCAAUAAAUGGAAAGAGAACAACAAUCGGAUUUCGAAAACCGGAGGUCCUAGUCUGAACUCGAGCUUAAAUCAGAACGGAUUCCACAGUUCGCUCAACUCACUGCACAUGAAUCCAGUCGUCGCUCCAAGCAAUGUGGCAUCUGCUUUUCUCAACAGCUCCUGGGCUGGAUCUCAGCCUUCACAGCCAAACACAUGGCUUGAUAAUAAUUUUCGGAUUUCACCAGAGUUCUCGUCCAGAAGGCCCCUACGACUGGAAGCCCUGCCGAUGGCAGACAAAAAGCCAAAUCAACACAAAUCAGAGUUGAAUACCCUUGAUGUUAUUUGACCUAAGAUUUUAUCAAAUAACUAUGUACAUAAACAUAAUUAUUACAGAGAUUAUUUUAUUAUUACUAUUUGAAAAUAAAUGAGAAUAUUUUUUGUUAAA